AGAAGCUCGGGCCACCAAGCCUUGUGUCGCCGCGCUGCAGGCAACCCAAGCUGCAUCAUCCGCUGCUCUGCCUCUCCUUCGCCGUGUUCUCAUCCUCCACUUCUCCUUCACCCUCCUCAUCUCCCAAACUCCACCGUCACAAUGCCCGGCUUCGACUUUAGCAACCAUAACCGGAAUCUCGCCCUCCACGCCCAAGGCGUUCCCCUACCCAAAGCCACCUCCACCGGUACCACCAUCGUUGGCUGCCUCUUCGAUGGCGGUGUGGUCAUUGCCGCAGACACACGAGCGACGAGUGGGCCCAUAGUAGCGGACAAGAACUGCGAGAAACUGCACUACAUCGCGCCUCAAAUCUGGUGUGCCGGCGCUGGCACAGCCGCAGACACCGAAUUCACCACCGCCCUCAUCUCCUCCAACCUCGAACUCCACGCGCUGUCGACGGGCCGGAAACCGCGUGUCGUCACGGUCAUGACCAUGCUCAAACAACACCUCUUCCGCUACCAAGGCCACAUUGGCGCGUAUCUGGUAGUAGCAGGCGUGGAUCCCACCGGCAGCCAGCUCUUCACCGUCCACGCACACGGAAGCACCGACAAGCUGCCGUACGUGACGAUGGGGUCUGGCAGUCUGGCGGCGAUGAGCGUGUUUGAGACGCAGUGGAAGGGCGAGCUCACGCGGGAGGAGGCGGUGAAGAUUUGCUCGGAUGCCAUUCAGGCUGGUAUCUGGAACGAUUUGGGCUCAGGAAGCAACGUGGACGUGUGUGUGAUUACGGCGGAGAAGACGGAGCUGUUGCGGAAUUACAUCACACCCAACGUGCGGGAGCAGAAGAUGAGGGAUUACAAGUUCGCCAAGGGCACGACUGCGGUGCUGAAUGAGAAGAUCAUCACCAAGGAGGAGAUUAGCAAGUACGUGACUGUUCAGGAUAUUGGGGAUGGCGAGGCGGGAGUGGGCGAGAAGAUGGAGGUGGAUACGUGAGCGCAUGCUUGUGGUGAUGAAGGGGAUCGGCGUUUGGCGUGGCCAUGGUGUAUCAGCAGGAGGCUGCUGCUCCAUUUCCAUAAGGUAUGCAUAGCAACGUGUACUCUUAGUGAUUCUUAGCACUGCUGUCAACUCACGUGCGGCGGAGCGGCUGGCCAAGAGAACGAGGUCAUUGCCCUGAUAUCGACUGUAGAUCCGCGGAGGAUGGCCACAGCAUUGCGGAGGUUUAUCUGCAGCCACCAGUAAUGUAAAUGAGGUCUGCUUGAUGCUGUUUAGACGGUGUUAUGACGCCGAGAGCAUCAUAGAGACGGAGAAGGG
Molecule: messenger RNA, 1287 nt
Organism: Neohortaea acidophila
Lineage: Eukaryota; Fungi; Ascomycota; Dothideomycetes; Mycosphaerellales; Teratosphaeriaceae
Product: proteasome core particle subunit beta 2
Exons: 2
Coding region: 142-969 (275 amino acids)
Cellular component (GO): proteasome core complex
Molecular function (GO): threonine-type endopeptidase activity
Source: RefSeq, a predicted model, not a curated record